Molecule: messenger RNA, 842 nt
Organism: Eucalyptus grandis
Lineage: Eukaryota; Viridiplantae; Streptophyta; Magnoliopsida; Myrtales; Myrtaceae
Product: disease resistance-like protein DSC1
Exons: 3
Coding region: 342-842 (166 amino acids)
Biological process (GO): signal transduction
Source: RefSeq, a predicted model, not a curated record
CAAUGAAGAAAAUGAAUGCCCUAGCAAUUGUUCUACCUCUAGCUCCUCUGUCAGUGUACACAUACAGAUUGCUGCGGCAGAAAAGAAGUGCAGCCCUCUAGAACUAUGAUGUGUUCUUGAGCUUUAGAGGCCCAGACACUCGCACUGGUUUCACCGAUUUCCUCUACAAAAGCCUAAUAGCUGCUGGAUUCCGCGUGUUCAGGGAUGAGGACUCGAUCCUGGUCAGCGAGCAGAUAGGCCCAGAGCUUCUAGGGGCCAUCAAGAGUUGUAGGAUUGCGAUCCCAAUCAUCUCUGAACAGUUUGUGCAAAGUAAAUGGUGCCUCCGUGAGCUCACCGAAAUAAUGGAUUGCCACAGAAAGCAUGGCAAAUCAGUCUUCCCUGUAUUCUAUAAGGUGGAUGUUGGUGAUGUGCGACGCCAACGCACGAACUUUGAAAAGGAUCUACGUAAACCUGAGAUGCAGAUCAGCACAGAAGAAAUGGAAAGAUGGUGGGAUGCAUUGACUUCUGUGGCGAGGAUUAAAGGAUGGAUAUCACAGACUAUUGCCAAUGGACAUGAAGCAGAGCUGGUGAAAAUGGUGGUCGCAAAGGUUUCAAGUGAAUUGAAGACUAUGUGGAUCGAACGGCUGCCUAUGUUCAUAAGGUCAGUGCAUUGCCAAGUGUUCUUAGCAUUUCGUGGCCCUGAUACUCGACACAGCCUAGCUGCUUACCUCUACAUCAGCCUUGUGGCUGCAGGAAUUGGUGUGUUUAAUGAUGAUGAUCCAUCUCUCAUAGGUAAAGAUGUUGAUCAUGAGACUUGCAAUGCUCUACAUCAGCCUUGUGGCUGCAGAAAUCGGUGUGUUUAA